This is a messenger RNA of Botrytis cinerea B05.10, 2055 nucleotides long. RefSeq lists its product as hypothetical. The transcript is spliced from 3 exons. The record is from RefSeq and is a predicted model, not a curated record. NCBI's taxonomy places the organism in Eukaryota, Fungi, Ascomycota, Leotiomycetes, Helotiales, Sclerotiniaceae. The coding region runs from base 268 to 1887 and encodes 539 amino acids. Gene Ontology annotation, molecular function: monooxygenase activity; oxidoreductase activity, acting on paired donors, with incorporation or reduction of molecular oxygen; heme binding.
GAUAUAGCGGAGCUCCAUACAGAAGUGCUACCUUCCUCCACAAUCCCCCUCUAUAAUCUCCGUCUGACAUCUUCGACGUUGAGCCUGAAUCCUUGAACUUGAUUCUUUCAUAGCACUGCCGCGCUCCACAAUACUGGCUUUCUCCUCCGUACUUGAAUAUUACUAUAUAAUACCUCCUGUACUAUAACAAAUUCUCGAUCAUAAGUCGAAGUUCAUCGCCAGAGCUUACCUUACUGUGCUGUGCCUGCAUACCAUACCACGAACAAAAUGAUCACCGAUACGCUUUUGCAUUUGACAAUUCGGCAUUGGCCUUCAUUUUUGAUUGUUGCAAUCGCCAUCUAUCUCGCCACGAAUCGUUUUAAUCGUGGUCUCAACAAAUAUCCAGGACCGACUCUCGCUUCCUUCACGGAUUGGUGGAGGUUCUACGAUGUAUAUAAACGUCGCCCAGAAGUCACUCAUCAAAAGCUACAUGCUGAGCAUGGAGAUAUCGUCCGUCUGGGGCCUAAUACCCUCUCUUUUGCAGACCCAAAAGCUUUGAAAACUAUCUAUGGAUUGAACAAAGGCUUUGUAAAAUCCGCAUUCUACCCCGUUCAGCAAUCUGUAUCCAAUGGUCAUGCACUGCCAUCGCUCUUUAGUACUACCUCCGAGCCCUUCCAUGCACAACUCCGACGUUCAGUCAAUGCUGCAUUCAGCAUGUCAUCUCUUGUACAAUACGAGCCACUCGUCACUCGUACGACCGAAAUCUUCCUCUCUCGUACAGCCGAUCUCUUCACUUCACCAACUAGCCAUUCUUCCUGUGAUUUUGCAAAAUGGUUACAGUUCUAUGCUUUUGAUGUCAUUGGCGAAAUGACAUAUUCAAAACGACAUGGCUUCCUUGAAGAAAAUCGAGAUGUCGAUGGUAUAAUAUCCUACCUAGGAAGGCUCUUCGACUAUGUUGCACCCAUCGGUCAAAUCCCAAUCCUCGAUCGACUCUUCCUCAAAAAUCCUCUUUACCUUCUCGCUGCCAAAUAUGGCCUUGUGGAUGCCACAUUUCCCGUCGCCAAAUUCGCAGCACAACGUGUGCGAGAACGUUAUCCAAAAACAGACGGAAACGGAAUACUACCUACCGUUGACGCAGAAGUCAAAACAGAUAAAUCACAACCUGAUUUGUUGUCAAAAUUCAUACAGGCAAAGCACGAUAGACCUGAAUUCAUGACAGAUCAACUAGUCAUGACGAUGGCUGUUUCCAUGGCAUUUGCAGGAUCGGAAACCACGGCAAUUUCCCUUAGUGCUGUGUUCUAUUAUUUGUUGAAGAACGAAAACUGUAUGCAAAAGUUGAUGCGUGAGCUUGAUCAGAAAGCCAGGGAAGGAUAUUUUGAGGAUGGAGAAACAGGUUUAGUCAGUUGGACGGAGAGUCAAGGGUUACCCUAUUUGGAUGCUUGUAUCAAAGAAGCUUUCCGCUUACAUCCAGCACCAGGCUUACCGCUCGAAAGAGUGGUACCAGAACAGGGAAUAGAGAUUGCGGGGGAGUGGGUGAAGGGCGGCACCGUGGUAGGAUGUAGUGCUUGGGUCAUUCACCAGAGAAGAGAGAUUUUUGGAGAUGAUGUAGAAGCUUUCAAGCCGGAAAGAUGGCUGAUAGAACAGGGAUUGAAUAGGGAAGCCGAGGAGAAAAGAAUCAAGGAGAUGAAUGGAGCGAUGUUGAUGUUUGGAAUGGGGGCCAGGUCUUGUAUCGGAAGGAACAUCAGUCUUUUGGAGAUUUACAAGUUGGUGCCGAGUUUCUUGAGGAGGUUUGAGAUCGCACUUGAACAUCCCGAGCAAGAAUGGACCUUACACAAUUCCUGGUUCGUACGUCAACUAGAUUUCCGAACAACGUUCCGCAAUCGAGAAAUCGUGCAACCAUGCGCGUAGCCUGAUAGUACAUUAUACGUAAUUUGUACACACACUUGGCAUUUAUUAGACUUGAGCGUUUGAGCGAUAUUAUAUCCUUUUGGGCGUUUCGUAUCAAGAAGUGUCAGGUACGGUACCUGCAUACAUGAAUAUCAUGAAUUAUCUAAUUUAAAAAAUAAAUGAAUAACA